Molecule: messenger RNA, 1176 nt
Organism: Fulvia fulva
Lineage: Eukaryota; Fungi; Ascomycota; Dothideomycetes; Mycosphaerellales; Mycosphaerellaceae
Exons: 6
Coding region: 1-1176 (391 amino acids)
Cellular component (GO): RNA polymerase II transcription regulator complex
Molecular function (GO): DNA-binding transcription activator activity, RNA polymerase II-specific; transcription cis-regulatory region binding
Source: RefSeq, a predicted model, not a curated record
AUGAUGUCUGUGCCGACGAACUCAAGGUUGCCGGUUAUGAUGGCGUAUCACCCAGGCCCAUCAUCAGCAAGCAGUGACAAAGCGAGUCCAUUGAGCAAUCUCAACUUCUUCAAGAACCUGAAUCCCGAAAAAAAGCAGACGAAAGACGGACAGCCACCAAAGCGUCGAGGUCCCAAGCCUGAUAGCAAACCUGCCUUGACAAGAAGGCAGGAGCUCAAUCGGCAAGCACAAAGAACGCAUCGCGAGCGCAAAGAGCUGUACAUAAAAGCUUUGGAGCAAGAAGUGCUUCGCCUGAAAGAAGUCUUCGCCGAGACUAAUCGAGAAAAGAACGAAGUGCUAGCCGAGAACAGACGUCUCAAGGAGCUACUCGCACAACAUGGCAUCUCGUACGACUUCGGCACCUCACCUAUCAAAUUCUCGCGCGAGAACAGCGGCUAUGGUCCCAGCUCAAGUGGUAGCAUAUCCGGCAGCUACCAGAUCGGAUCCGACAGUACCGGCUUCAGCCCACCACCUCCAGCAAUGUCCGCCCACGCCCAGAACAUGGCCGCAGUGCAAGCGAAUCAAAUGCGCAGCAUGGCGCAGAUGCCAUCGAAUCGGCUCGACUACGAUAGCAUAGGCAUCGACUUCGUCCUAACUCAACCUCCCGACAAGAUGCCCUGGCUCGAACGGCCUUGCAUGGACCACAUGCAAUACCUCAUGGUCCGAUCGCAUAACCAAGAGGGCCAGACGAUCCAUCACCCGAUGGAGAACUCUGACGAUUCGGAGCACGAGCACAUGUCCGGGCACGCGCUUAUGCAGACAGCUCCCCCAUAUUCGCAUUUGAAGCAGAAGCCGGCGGAGAUUUAUCCUCAUCAGAUGCCGGUUGGUAUUGAUAAUGGUACGCUUACAAAGUUGAUGCAGUUGAGCUCACGCUUGCCGCUGGAUCGGGAAGGUGAGAUUACUCCGGUCAUGGCGUGGUCCAUGAUUUUCGGGCACGAAAGGGUGGCGCAGCUUGAGGCGAGGGAUAUUGAACUUGUUAAGCGGAAUCUGGCGGCCAAGGUUAGAUGCUAUGGCUUUGGCGCAGUCCUGGAAGAAUUCGAAGUCCACGACGCCCUCGACACUCUUUUCGCCGAGAAGGACGGUACGGCGGUCCCAGCUCUCGGCCAAGCAAUGGCAGCACAACAAAUCAAUCCCUAA